AUGACAACAGCAGACCUACUGGUCAUUAUUUUCAAUGUGAUCAUCUAUUACAUGCUUGGAUAUUAUUUACCAUUCUCAUUUCUCGACUACACUCCCAUAUACAGUAUCAAUGAGGUGAUCAACUAUGUGGCCAUUGACUGCUCUGUUUGGCUGACAGUUGCUUUCACUGUGGAUCGCUUUGUCCUCAUUUGUUGUCAAAAGUUCAGAGAGAAGUAUUGUAGGGAGAAGACUGCAGCUGUGAUUAUAGCAACUGUCUGUAUUGUGUUCUGCUUCAAAAACAUGCCCUUGUAUUUUGCUUUUGAACCUGUCUAUGUAAUUAACAAUGUGGAGUGGGGUGCUCAGUUCAAACCAAUUUAUUACACAUUAACAGGAUGGGUGACUUUUGACUGGCUUGAUACAAUUGUAAACCCAUUGUUACCAUACUUUCUCAUUUUACUGCUCAACGCACUGACUGUUCGCCACAUUGUGAUGGCGAAUCGAACCCGCAGAGCACUGCAAGGUCAACACAACACCCAGAACAGCGACGAUCCAGAGAUGCAGAGCCGAAGGAAAUCCAUCAUUUUACUGUUCGCCAUUUCUGGCACUUUCAUCGUGCUGUGGAUGCCAUAUGUUGUAUUUUUCCUCAUUUCCAGAAUUACAGACAAUCAAUACAAUCCUCAUCAGUACACGGAUCCCUUUCUUAUUGCAGAAUAUUCUGCAGAUAUGUUUCAACUGCUGAGCUCCUGUACAAACACAUGUGUUUAUGCAUUGGCUCAAAGUAAAUUCAGAAAAAAAUUGAUAAACAUAAUAACGUAUCCAUUGUCUUCAAUUUUUAAAUAUGUCAAAUAA
Chiloscyllium plagiosum (whitespotted bambooshark) is the source of this 828-nucleotide messenger RNA. Its product is annotated as putative G protein-coupled receptor 139. NCBI's taxonomy places the organism in Eukaryota, Metazoa, Chordata, Chondrichthyes, Orectolobiformes, Hemiscylliidae. Gene Ontology annotation, cellular component: plasma membrane. Gene Ontology annotation, biological process: G protein-coupled receptor signaling pathway. The record is from RefSeq and is a predicted model, not a curated record. Gene Ontology annotation, molecular function: G protein-coupled receptor activity.